ACGUGAACUGUCCCGGUUAUGUCGACUGCUGAUACCAGCUUCCCAAAAAAACUACCGCAGAAAUUAGACCGACUCAUUCGUCACUCGUCAAUUCAUUCUCGCUGCGAUAUUCACCGUGAACGCACCGUGAACGUAUCGAAAACUGUCAUAGUACAGAUAGAGCACAGUGACAAAGAACACUUUAUUAACGGAUUUACGCAUAUCGCACAUCACAAGAUGGUUGUUAAUUUCGCCGGCAAGUACAAAUUGUCGAAAAGUGAGAACUUCGACGAGUAUAUGAAAGCGAUGGGUGUUGGCCUGGCAAUGCGGAAGAUGGCAGGUUUAAUGUCGCCGUCCUGUGAAGUAACUCAAAACGGAGAUAAUUUUGAGAUCAAGAUGAACGUUCCUAUGGUGAAUACUCACAUCCAAAAAUUUAAAAUAGGUGAACCGUUCCAAGAUCUUGCGCCUACGGGUGAUAAAACAAUGGUCAUCGUGAGUUGGGAUGGCGAUAAGCUAGUUUUCGAUGAAGUUGAGAAAACCGACCCACCACAUCAGAUCAUUCGUGAAUUAAAUGGUGAUGAUAUGGUAGUGAAAUGUAUCAAAGGUGAUGCUGUCUGCCGUCGGGUAUUUAGACGUACAUAAAUACUACCACUGCACGGUGCCGAAACAUUACAUACCCGUAAACGCCAACACGUUUGUUUUUUUACCUGUAUAUUUAUUUAUCGAACAGCUACGUUUCGUGAAUUUGGUGGACACUAUUUUCAGUCAAAUAUGUUUUUCAGCUUUUGAACACAAUCUUUGAUUCACACGCCGAGAAUAAGUUUUAUUCUUCAAGAGACUCCCUUCCUUUGCGAGCAGAACUUCACCAAAGGAGAUAUCGGAACGUUUUCACUCGCAUAUUAUUUUCCCAGAUGACUUCGACAUCGUUAAUUCGAUUGGGAACGCGGGAUUAGAUUAAUCAUCUGGAUUAGCUGGAUUUAUACAAAAUCUUCUGUCUCCAACCAACAAUCUUAUUUUUUUUUUUUUUUUUUUUUUUUUGCGGUUUUUUUUGUAUUCGAACUUUUUCCAUCGAUUUUAUUGUCUAAAUGGUUAAGAUCCGUCAAUCAAAACGUUUUUUUUUUUCUUCAAGUCUGUAUUUUGUUUUCUUUAAUCGUCAGAUAAGCAUGUUUUCCGCAGCUUAUUGGCUUUCGGGUAGAAAAACCAUAAGCCUAAUUUUCGUAACCUGAAAUUCCGCCGACGGUGCUCCAAAUUUCAUGGUUUUAUACGGAUCAAUUUCAAACCAAAUGUUAAACACUCCGGGCGCCAAGUAAUUUACGACGGCCUACUGCCAGUCAGCCUACGAAAUGAGGUUAACUACAUUUACAAAACUUGGUCAAAGACCAACUGCGGGACGUGUUUAAGGUUGUUGAGUCAUUAGUUAAAAACUACACAAGUUUACAACUAUAAGUAGGACCAUAACAAACAUUUGUUGUUGCAGCUGGCACGCCAGGUAUACCAACAUUUUAUGCAUGUUUUGUUCAGUAAUUUUGUUGCGUCAUCAAAUAUCAUGUCCUCUGACGCUUUCUCGAAUAAAUAUAUUGUUAUCAUAAUAUUUAAUUACAUUACACCUUUUCUUAUAUCACGUAGAU
Molecule: messenger RNA, 1607 nt
Organism: Anneissia japonica
Lineage: Eukaryota; Metazoa; Echinodermata; Crinoidea; Comatulida; Comatulidae
Product: fatty acid-binding protein, adipocyte-like
Exons: 1
Coding region: 19-621 (200 amino acids)
Biological process (GO): fatty acid transport
Cellular component (GO): cytosol; nucleus
Molecular function (GO): fatty acid binding
Source: RefSeq, a predicted model, not a curated record